Messenger RNA from Drosophila persimilis, 2269 nucleotides. RefSeq names its product trichohyalin. NCBI's taxonomy places the organism in Eukaryota, Metazoa, Arthropoda, Insecta, Diptera, Drosophilidae. The record is from RefSeq and is a predicted model, not a curated record. The transcript has 2 exons. Bases 65 to 1996 code for a protein of 643 amino acids.
ACAGCAACGAACCAACUCAUCGAUUAAUAUCCAGUACCUGAACCGAAUCUCUGACCCAUCUGCAAUGGUAGUGCAAGCUAGGAGGUUGAGGCUAAGCGCCCUUUUCCUGCUGAUCCAGCUUGGCUGCUUAAACUUGGCCCUUGCCAACAGCAGAUAUUUCUGCAGUGGAAGUGACCGUGAUCCAUCCGUCUGCAGCAGCCGCCAGUGGGAUGCCCGAAGUCUGGGGGAAUACGAUGAGCGCCUGGUGUACAGACAAGCCCCGGAGCGCAGCGAGCAACACACCCAAAGGAGAGUCCCUGUGCAGUCCGCGGCCCGUGACGAUCGUCGGGACGAGCGGCGCGAAGAGACGAAAGUCCGGUUGGAGGCUGACCGAGAGAGUCUCUCGCGAGUCUUGCGGCAGGAGGUGCCCUUCAUCAAUCGGGAAUCGAAACGAGUGGAGGAUAGGACCCGGGAUGUUCGAGAACUAGUUGAAAGCCAGAAGCGUGAGGUUCGUGAGGAAAGGGCAGUGCGGCAGGAGGAACGUGAACGGUCGGUAGAACGAGAAGUUUCCAGACGCGAUCACCGUGCGGAACGCGAUCGCGCCGAAGGAAGGCGAUUGGAUGCAUCUAACGAGAGACAAGAUCGAGUCAGCUCUAGAAAUGUAGAACGAGAGGUUUUAAGACGUGAAGAUUCAUCCGAUAGCCGUCGCGAUGCACGAGCUACCCGGGAGACCCUCCAACGGACAGAUAUAGAUGACUUACGGCGAGUUGAACGACAAAACUCACGAAGAAUUAAUCGGGAAUCAGCACAGCGAGUAAACCGUGAAUCCCAGCGUCUUGUGGAACGAGACGAUCUUCGAAGUUCGGAACAAGACUUAGCAAGGCUUCAGGAGCGAGAGUCUAAUGAGCGUGAUUUAGAUAGGCGCUUCAAAUUAAGCGGAGAGGAAAAAAUAGUGGAGCGACGUGAGAAACAAGAGCUUUCACGAAGAUCGGAACGUGACAUGUCAAAACUUGGAGAACGCGAGGAGCGCGAGAGAGUCGAUGUCAAACGCCAGGAUACACGAGAGGACAUGCGACUAGCGGAACGACAUGAAUCCCGACGAGUUCAGGUGCAGCGCGAAGAAGUCCGAAGUGAAGAACGAGAGGUAUCUAGACGUGAAGACCGUGAAAACAGUCGCAGGGAGAACACACGGCGGGAGGAACGUGAUGACAUGCGUCGAGGGGUGCGGGAAUCUUCCCGUCGAGUGGAGCGCGAAGAAUUGCGUCAAUCUAAAACAGAUGAACGGGGCUUCCGAGCUAAUGAAAGGCGAAGCAUUGAUCGAAGGGUAGAAACUGUUGACAGGGAGAGCAGGCGUCAGGUGGAAAGGGAAGACCUGCGUCUUAUCGAACGAGAUGUAUCUCGUGGUCUGGAACGAGCCGUUCUCCGACAGGACGAUCACGACUAUUCAAGGCGUGAAGAGCGUGAGCGAGUUGAUGCUAGCCGAUUGGCUGGUCAUAGGGACGAGCGCGGAAUAGAUCGUGAAAACUUUCGACGAGUGGAACGAGGCGAUUUUCGACGGGUCCAACAUGACUCGUCAAUACGUGAAGAACGUGAGCAUCGCGAAGACCGCGAGGAAGCUCGUGACCAUUCUGCAAUUCGACGAUUGGAUAGUCGCAGGGACGAACAACGUGUGGACCGCGAUGAAGUCCGUAGAGAGGAAAAUGAGCGGAAUGAUAUGCGACGCGUGGAUGGAAGUGAUUUGGCUCGAGCAGAGCGGGAUCUCUCCAGACGUGAGGCUGGUGAACGAUUAGAUCGUCGUGAGGUUCGUGAGUCCGUACGACGUGAGCAGCCUCUGUCCAGCCAACAAGGGACCAAGGGCUGGUUGAGCUGCGGCAAGCGCGAGCUGCUGAUGACCGGUCAGAUCCUGCUGAUGGCCGCGCUCUACAAAAAGUCGACCGUCAAUGGCAAGGGACUCUCUGGUGUAGGGAAUGCUCUGGGUGAACAGAUUCAGGGAUAUCUCCACAUGAUCGGUUGCUAAUCCUACUAACGAACCUAACCUACCACAAGCCCCAGCAGCCUCACCCGAUACGGACCAAGAACAUGCACAAAGGACAAAGCACCGAACCCCAGAGCGCGACGAGCCCCAAAGCCGAGACUAGACGGGCUAGGACAAGACAGGGCAUUCCCAUGGUGGAGCCGUGUCUCCCCCACAUGCAUUGUACAAUUUAAUCCAACUGUUACUGUAACUAACCCACAAGCAUAACGAAAAUAUAAGGGAUACUCAGUUGAGCAUCUGCAUCUGCAUAGCAAG